CCUCUCGAAGCCCACGAGCCCACAACAUAGCCGUCAUAACGCAUUCGUCUUCCUCGCUUCCUCUCCAGGCUGAACCCUCGCGUCCCGAGUUGCGCCGCCCACUCCACUCGCCGACGUUCCUGCCUCCUUUGAUCGGCUUUCAGGUUUCCUUCACAAUGUUCGUAUCCAGGAUUGUCCGUCGAGCUUUUGGCGCCGCUGCCAGAUCGAAGUCUUAUUCAACUUCCUCCGAAGCUUCUGAUUCCGCCGCCGCUGCGGUUUCUGCUAAGAGAACGCUGAAUCCUCUUGAGGAGUUCUUCGAGCCGGACAGGAGCGCAGAUGAAGAGAAGCCUGUUACCUACGGUCGUGGUUGGAAGGCUUCUGAGUUACGUCUCAAAUCAUGGGAUGAUCUUCACAAGCUGUGGUAUGUCUUUUUGAAGGAAAAGAACAUGCUUAUGACUCAACGGCAAAUGCUUCAUACUCAGAAUCUUCGUUUCCCGCAUCCAGAACGAAUUCAAAAGGUAAGGAAGUCAAUGUGUCGUCUAAAGCAUGUGCUGACCGAAAGAGCAAUCGCUGAACCUGAUCCAAGGAGAUCUGCAGAAAUGAAGAGAAUGAUCAAUGCUAUGUGAUGCUGGCCAAUUUCCUUCCAAGCUCAUGUAUCCUACUCUUGCAUGAGAUGAAAUGCACCUCUAACAUUUCGAUCUGGAUGCUCAGAGAAUUACAUUCUGUAGAGCCUCAUGUUGGCUAAGACUUAUCUUUGGAUUUUUGUGUUUUGUUUAUCCCUAAUUUACAGUGGCAGACUGUGGGAAUGUGUUGUGAUUGUUGAAUAAUUGCUGAUAUAUUAGGAAGACUUUCCAUC
Messenger RNA from Zingiber officinale, 835 nucleotides. Its product is annotated as 39S ribosomal protein L47, mitochondrial-like. Gene Ontology annotation, cellular component: mitochondrial large ribosomal subunit; mitochondrial ribosome. Gene Ontology annotation, molecular function: structural constituent of ribosome. The transcript has 4 exons. NCBI's taxonomy places the organism in Eukaryota, Viridiplantae, Streptophyta, Magnoliopsida, Zingiberales, Zingiberaceae. Gene Ontology annotation, biological process: mitochondrial translation. Bases 156 to 605 code for a protein of 149 amino acids. The record is from RefSeq and is a predicted model, not a curated record.